AAAAACCGUCAGUCAAAGCCAAAACCGGCUAAACAUUCCAAAAGGCUAAAUAUGAAAACCUUUAUAGCAUUGGUUUUCCUUUUAUUAAAAUUUUUCGAUGUUUUUGCUGUUGAUCCCCCUCAGGGACAGUUGAGUGUUGAAGGAAAGAAAUUGUUGGGUAAUGGGAAGCCUGCUGCCCUUCAUGGAAUGUCUCUAUUCCAGUCAAACUACGAACCAGGUUUCCCUUUCUAUAACGAAGAAGUUGUCAGAGCAUUGAAAUGCCAAUGGAAUUCUAAUGUUGUUCGAGCUGCCAUGGGGAUAGAUGAAGGUGCUGAAGCUUAUAUGCAGGGCCCAGAACCAGAACAAACCCAAAAAGGGCGAGUUGAAAAGGUGAUAAAAGCAGCUAUCGAAGUAGGAAUUUAUGUGAUAGUUGAUUGGCACACACAUAAUGCUCUGAGUCAGGAAGUAAAAGAGGUACUAGUUUGUUGA
Molecule: messenger RNA, 468 nt
Organism: Meloidogyne enterolobii
Lineage: Eukaryota; Metazoa; Nematoda; Chromadorea; Rhabditida; Meloidogynidae
Source: the annotation of a GenBank genome assembly